GAAGAGCAUGUGAGAGGACAGAGGAAGCCAGUGUCUUAAAGACAGAGGAAACACGGGAGGGAAAUGAACAGGAGCUGAACUCAACAGGAUUUACCACAGUGACAAUCCUGGAUACUUUUUAAUGUGUGAACUGGCUGCUGGAGCGAAAAGGUCUGUCUGUUAAUCCACCCGUCUCCUACACAGGACAGAUGAGGAGCAUCUGGAGAAUCUAGGACGUUUACCUUCUAACCUUCGUUCAGCCGGUUCAUAGUAAAAUGGACGGGUCAACCGCUGCCACCGUCCGUGGCUUUAAAUGUCCUCUGCCAUGGCGAAGCACGAGGCUGGGAGCACCAGCCCUGUGGUGCGUCAGAUAGACAAGCAGUUUCUGGUCUGCAGCAUCUGUCUGGAUCACUACUGCAACCCCAAGGUCCUGCCCUGUCUGCACACCUUCUGCGAAAGUUGUCUCCAGAACUACAUUCCCCCGGAGUCUCUGACGCUCUCGUGCCCGGUGUGUCGGCAGACGUCCAUCCUGCCGGAGAAAGGAGUCUGUGCUCUGCAGAACAACUUCUUCAUCACUAAUCUCAUGGAGGUCCUUCAACGAGAUCCGGAGUGCUCGCGGCCGGAGGCCUGCAGCGUCCUGGAGUCAGUCAGCGCUGCAGCCGCAGGGAAGCCGCUCUGCUGCCCGAACCACGAGGGAAAGGUGAUGGAGUUCUACUGUGAAUCGUGUGAGACAGCCAUGUGUCUGGACUGCACGGAGGGCGAGCACCGGGAGCACGUGACUGUGCCUCUGCGGGACGUCGUCGAGCAGCACAAGGCCGUGCUGAAGACACAGCUGGAUGCCAUACGCAGCAGGCUCCCUCAGCUGACGGCAGCCAUCGAGCUGGUGAGCGAGAUCUCCCGCCAGCUGAACGAGAGGAAGACCGAGGCGGUCGUGGAGAUUACCAGUACGUUUGAAGAGCUGGAGCGGGCGCUGCAUCAGCGCAAGACGGCCCUCAUCACCGACCUGGAGAACAUCUGCAGCACCAAACAGAAGGUCCUGCAGGCCCAGCUCUCGUCUCUCCUCCAGGGGAAGGAACACAUCCAGAGCAGCUGCAGCUUUACGGAGCAGGCGCUCAGCCACGGGAGCGCUACCGAGGUGCUGCUCGUCCAGAAGCAGAUGAGUGAGCGGGUGACAGCGCUGGCCAGACAUGACUUCCCGGUUAGACCGCAUCAGAAUGCACACCUGGACUGCCAGGUGGAGACUGAAGGUCUGCGACGCUCCAUCCAGAACCUGGGUGUUCUCCUCACCACAGCGGCUGUGGCCCACACCUCCGUCGCCACAGGAGAGGGCCUCCGCCAUGCAGCGACCGGACAGCACCACACCAUCACCGUGACGACAAAGGACAAAGAUGGGGAGCUGGUGCGGACGGGAAAUGCUAUUUUAAAAGCAGAGAUAACGUCUGCGGACGGGAGUCGCGCUGCAGAGACAGAGAUAGCGGACAACAAGAACGGCACGUACGAGGUGGGCUACACGGUGCGCUCCGAGGGAGAGUACUCGUUCGCUCUGCUGCUGUACGGCCAGCCCAUACGCGGCAGCCCCUUCCGGCUGCGGGCGGUCAAGCCCUCGGACGUGCCGCAGUCUCCGGACGACGUGAAGAGGAGGGUGAAGUCUCCCAGCGGGACGGGGGGCCACAUACGGCAGAAAGCAGUGCGACGGCCUUCCAGCAUGUACAGCGCCACCAAGAAGAAGGAGAACCCCAUCGAGGAUGAGCUCAUCUACAGAGUGGGCACUCGCGGCAGAGAAAAAGGGGAGUUCACAAACCUGCAGGGGAUCUCAGCCUCUAGUAACGGCAGAGUGGUGGUGGCCGACAGCAACAACCAGUGCAUACAGGUGUUCUCCAACGACGGCCAGUUCAAGAUGCGCUUUGGGGUCAGAGGUCGUUCUCCGGGGCAGCUGCAGAGGCCGACGGGCGUCACUGUGGAUAUGAACGGCGACAUCGUGGUGGCCGACUAUGACAAUCGGUGGGUCAGCAUCUUCUCCUCCGACGGGAAGUUUAAGAAUAAGAUCGGUGCGGGCCGGCUCAUGGGUCCCAAGGGCGUGGCUGUGGAUAAAAAUGGACACAUUAUCACUGUGGACAACAAGGCCUGCUGCGUCUUCAUCUUUCAGUCCAACGGGAAGCUGGUGACCAAGUUUGGAGGCAGGGGGACGUCUGAUAGGCAGUUUGCAGAAAAACUUGGCCCAAACUUUAAUAAAUCUGGCUCAGUGUUCAGUCCGCACUUUGUCGCAGUGAACAACAAGAAUGAAAUUAUCGUGACCGAUUUUCACAACCACUCUGUGAAGGUGUACAGUGCAGACGGAGAGUUCCUGUUCAAAUUCGGCUCUCACGGGGAAGGCAACGGCCAGUUCAAUGCUCCCACUGGUGUGGCUGUGGACGCCAAUGGAAACAUCAUUGUAGCUGACUGGGGCAACAGCAGAAUACAGGUGUUUGACAGCACAGGCUCCUUCUUAUCCUACAUCAACACAUCAGCAGACCCACUGUACGGCCCCCAGGGCCUCGCCCUCACCUCAGAUGGACAUGUGGCUGUUGCCGACUCCGGCAACCACUGCUUUAAGGUUUACAGAUACCUGCAGUAGGCUGGGGGAAGACACCGCCAACACAACUCCUGCUUAGACAACUUAACAUCACAUGUUGCUUCUGGAUAUAGAGCUGCUGUGUGCCAGCACACUUUACAGCAGCGCCAGGUUCCACAAAUCAAUUUAGUCUGUAUAUACUUUUGAAAAUAUAAUAUUCAGAGCUUGAGACCAAUACAUUUGAGAAACAUAAACAAACUCCAACUCCAACGUUUUGAUUAUAAAUAUUUUUUUUUUUUAUAUAGAUUAAAGAAGCUAGGUAUCCCAAAAAUUACUGCUGGAGGUCGCAUUAAUUCUAGAAGACCAUCCUGGUGAUAUAAAGAUUCAAAAUAAAUGAAACUUAAGAAACUAAGGAGUAAAAAACAUGAUAUUAAGAUUAGAUUUUUCCUUAUUGGGUCACUUGUGUUCUGUCCACCUCAAACCCUCAAUCACCUACCCAAUAAUUUUUUAACCAGAUGUUUCAGCUCUAUUUCUUAAAAGUGGGGCCUCAACAGUAGAUAUUCUGCCAGUCUUAACCAGCAAACAAAGCGAGACACAGGAUGAUGAUGAUGAUGCUCUGUGAUUGAACAAUGCUCAGGCCUUUCCUUGAACACUGUCGCAUGUCCGUGUGUGCUCCAAACAAAAAGGAAAAAAGACCCCACUCUCACUGCCUUCAAUUUCUCAUCAGUAAACACAAUGCAGACAGGAAUGUGUUGUUAUGCUCAUUCUGCACCUUAUCAGUCUGAGAGGAUUUUUUUUUUUCACCUGAGUGAUUUACAAGGGUUUUUUUUUGUGUGUGUGUUGGUACCCAAAGACAAGUGUCAAGAAGCACAACAGUUAGUGGACAGUUUUUUUUUUUUUAAACCAGCUCUUAACAUUAAGUUUGGUCCCUUCAAGCUCGUCUUUCUGUUCUUUCUCUCCAACCAAAACAAACUUCUCACAUCUGACCCCACUGGUUCUUGCACUUUCGUGUAUUCACAUCUGCCACCGUAUGUACUUGUACAUAUGCAUAUUUAGGUGUACAGAUGGAUUGGAUUCGGUGUCCAUGUUAUUCCACUAUAUAGCCUACGUAUUCCAGCGCUAAACCAAUCAAGGAUUUCAACACUGGAACAUGUUAGUAUAGCGGAGGGUCAUGCCAAGUAGUAGCCGGCUGAACGACAUCAGUGGAGCGAAGUUGUGUACACAUCGUUUGCUGUGUUGUAUUUUUUCAAAAGGACUUAAUUUAUUUUUUAUUUUCAUUUUCUACAUAAUUUGUUCUACAAAUUAUUUUUCUAAUUGGUGCAUUUGAACUGUCUCCUCUUUGCCAAACAUCGUUGUACAUAAGGCCUUGUAACUCGUAGCACUGACAGCCCGCUCUCUCUCUCUCUCUCUCUCUCUCUCUCUCUCUCUCUCUCUCGUUCGCCUCCUCCCACAAGCUCACACCAGUAACUUCUCCUUCUGCCAAAACGUAUUGUUGUAAGUUGAUGUUGACCAUUGCACAAAAUACAAAUAUUAUAAGAGUUAUAUAGUUUGCAAGAGUAAUAUAUGCCUCUGUGUAUAGUUAUCAUUGAACAUAAUCCAAAAAAAAAAAAAAAGUGUACUGUAUAUUACAAUCAUAUUCUUGUUGUAGCUGAGAAGCACCUUUAUCAUGGAGUUUUGUAUCCACACGCUGGUUGAGUUGGUGUUUUGAAAGUUUCUCCGCGCAGACGAGCACCGGCGAACGUGCAAUGGCGGCAAGUUUUCCCGCCUGUGUUCUACGAAUAAACUGAUUGAUCUGUGAUUCAUUCUGUUUCCAUCGGCAUUUCCCAUUUCAUUGGACAGCUCUCUCUAAUAAUGACAGAUUUGACUUUCUCGCUCCAUUUAAUUUGACCUCUGCGUCACUGUUUUUGUUCCUCUACGUCUGUCUCUCACCUGUAACUGACCCACUCACAUCCGUGUGAAAUAAAGGAAGCGCGUAUAAAUGAAACACCGCAUCAACCAUCUUGUGAAGCCUACUGUGUACAACCAGAGGCCGGUCGUACGAGACGUAAUCAUUUAUGUAAUCAUGGCAAAGGUAUGAUUGUAAAUAUUAAAGAAUGACACUAUGGA
Messenger RNA from Acanthopagrus latus (yellowfin seabream), 4636 nucleotides. RefSeq names its product tripartite motif containing 3b (gene trim3b). Gene Ontology annotation, molecular function: zinc ion binding; translation repressor activity; protein binding. The record is from RefSeq and is a predicted model, not a curated record. Bases 293 to 2593 code for a protein of 766 amino acids. The transcript is spliced from 18 exons. NCBI's taxonomy places the organism in Eukaryota, Metazoa, Chordata, Actinopteri, Spariformes, Sparidae. Gene Ontology annotation, biological process: negative regulation of translation; protein polyubiquitination; proteasome-mediated ubiquitin-dependent protein catabolic process.